Anolis carolinensis (green anole) is the source of this 2506-nucleotide messenger RNA. It is a transcript of the gene crk, whose product is annotated as CRK proto-oncogene, adaptor protein. Lineage: Eukaryota; Metazoa; Chordata; Lepidosauria; Squamata; Anolidae. Gene Ontology annotation, molecular function: receptor tyrosine kinase binding; signaling adaptor activity. The coding region runs from base 126 to 1043 and encodes 305 amino acids. The record is from RefSeq and is a predicted model, not a curated record. The transcript is spliced from 3 exons. Gene Ontology annotation, biological process: signal transduction; cell migration.
UUCCCAGGACGCGUCACUUCCGGGCGGCGAGGCGCGGCGGCCGCCAUCUUGGGCGGCUGAGGCGAAGCGGCUGAGGCGAAGCGGGGCCUGCCUUUCCCGGGUCUCCUCCCCGCGGGCGCCCGGCCAUGGCGGGCCAGUUCGACGCGGAGGACCAGGGCGGGUGGUACUGGGGCCGGCUGAGCCGGGCGGAGGCGGUGGCGCUGCUCCAGGGACAGCGCCACGGCACCUUCCUCGUCCGCGACUCCGGCACCAUCCCGGGGGACUUCGUCCUCUCCGUCUCCGAGAGCUCCCGCGUCUCCCACUACAUCGUCAACAGCCAGGCCGGAGGGGGCGGGCCUCCGGGCCUGAAUCCUUCCCGAUUCCGGAUCGGGGACCAGGAGUUUGACUCCCUGCCGUCUCUGCUGGAAUUCUACAAGAUCCACUACCUGGACACUACCACCCUGAUCGAGCCGGUCUCCAAGGCCAAGCACCGCGGGAGCGGCGACCUGCAGCAGCCGAGGGCCGAGGAGGAAGCGGAGUUCGUCCGCGCCCUCUUUGACUUUCAGGGCAACGACGAGGAAGACCUGCCCUUCAAGAAGGGGGACAUCCUGCGGAUCCGGGAGAAGCCCGAGGAGCAGUGGUGGAACGCGGAGGACGGCGAGGGCCGGCGGGGCAUGAUCCCGGUGCCCUACGUGGAGAAGUGCCGCCCGGCCCCCCACCCCAUCGUCGGGGGCCCCCCGGAGGGCGUCCCGGCCCCACAGAUGCAGCCGCCAUUACCGCCUCUGGGAGGGAUGGAGCCCGGCCCGUACGCCCAGCCCAGCGUCGUCAACACCCCGCUCCCCAACCUCCAGAACGGCCCCAUCUUUGCCCGGGUGAUCCAGAAGCGGGUCCCCAACGCCUACGACAAGACGGCCCUGGCUUUGGAGGUGGGGGAGCUGGUCAAAGUGACCAAGAUCAACAUGAGCGGCCAGUGGGAAGGCGAGUGUGGGGCCCGGCGGGGCCACUUCCCCUUCACGCACGUCCGGCUCCUCGACCAGCAGAACCCCGAGGAGGACUUCAGUUGAGCUUGGUCCAAGCCGGGCUCCCUUGAGCCUCCUCCUCUUGUUUUGGACGGGCCACACACCCUGCGACGGAUGCCAUCAAAGAGAGAGAGACUGUCGGAAGACGCAGGCCUCGUUCCCGCAAUAACCCCAAUCUUGGUGGGCCGGGGACCCCGCCAUUCGAGGGUUCGACAGAGGGGAAUCCCACCGGCCGCUGCCCAGUCCCCCCGCUUUUGAGUCUGGCUCUGCCUUGUCCCUUUUGGGCCGCGAGUCAACGGCGGGCUUCCCUUGGGCAGAACCACGACCCUUUGAAUGUGCCGAGGCCAAAUGCAGAAAAGAGGGGGCCCCGACCGACCUUCGCCUCCGGAACCGGAACGAUAGCAAGUAGCCGCAUUACCUUCAGAGAUAUAGCUCUUAAUACCUAUAACAUACGAGUGGGACUCUGGGCCUCCCUCUGUAGACCGAUCUCCGUUGCCUUUGUGUCCCUUUUAGCAGGAAGGGGGUUUCGGGCGCGACUUGGAACCCGUUACACUCCAGAGAUUCUCACCCUCUCCUUCGGUAUUCCCUCAGCAAUGGGAGUACGGCUUUCUGACAAAAUAUAAUCCUUUCCAGGCCUUUUUUAGGUCCUUGUAGCACGUCUCUCUGGGAUUCUUCACGUCAGUUAGGGUUCGUAAUAUAUCCGAAUCUUCAUCCCCGCGGAUAUUCAGGGAUCGUAACGUAUCUGAAUCCGCAUCCCCGCAGAAAUUCAGGGAUCGUAACGUAUCCCCGUGGAAAUUCAGGGUUCGUAAUAUAUCCGAAUCCUCAUCCCUGCGGAAAUUCAGGGUUUGUAACGUAUCUGAAUCCGCAUCCCCGCAGAAAUUCAGGGUUCGUAAUGUAUCCCCGUGGAAAUUCAGGGUUCGUAAUAUAUCCGAAUCCUCAUCCCCGCGGAAAUUCAGGGUUCGUAAUGUAUCUGAAUCCGCAUCCCCGCAGAAAUUCAGGGUUCGUAACGUAUCCCCGUGGAAAUUCAGGGUUCAUAAUAUAUCCGAAUCCUCAUCCCCGCGGAUAUUCAGGGUUCGUAACGCAUCCGUAUCCGCAUCCCCGUGGAAAUUCAGGGAUCGUAAUGUAUCCAAAUCGGCAUAUAUUCAGGGAUCGUAUUUGAAUCCCCUGCAGAAAAUGGAGUCCCGCUUCUCUCCCCCCCCCCUGCUAUUUGGGACAAAACCUCUUUCCAUCUGUAACGCCUUUGAGAAGUGGAAUCAUGAGGAUCUUAUUUUUUAAUAAACUAAUCAUGGAAAGACGCAAACGCUUCCGGGCUGGUUUUGAGGCGUUCGAGGAUCAGCGAGAAAUAUUUUGAUACCCUCUGUUGUUAUGAUUUGCAUUCUGAAAGCGUCCCAUAGCAGCUCCACAUAAAGCCCAACACAAUACAGUUUAAAAUCUACCAAGUAUACAAACACGGAAACAGCAUUAAAUAUUAACAGUAUUAAAAAAAAUAAACAUUAUUAUUACGAUUA